GGUAGAUUGUAACCACUGCACUUGACAGAUUCUGAAGGAAGAAGAGAAGUUGAACCAUGGGGAAGAGAAAGGCAGCUGCCAAGCCACCUCCCAAGAAGCGGAUGGACAAGCUUGAUACCGUCUUUUCCUGCCCAUUCUGCAACCAUGGGAGUAGUGUUGAGUGCCGAAUUGAUAUGAAGAAUCUGAUUGGUGAGGCCAAUUGUAGAAUCUGCCAGGAAAGCUUCAGCACCACUGCUAACGCGCUGACUGAAGCUAUUGAUAUAUACAGUGAAUGGAUCGAUGAGUGUGAGCGCGUCAACACUGUCGAAGAUGAUGAUGGUGCAUGAGCAUGCCCGGAUGUGAAUGGACUGUUUACUAUCGUGGUCGUAACGCGUUGGUGUUAUUGACUGCCACUGUCAGCCAUGUCUGUAGUAGCAUUGUAAGAUGUACUGGCUGAUCAAACUUUAGUAGGCAGCUUAUCCCUCGCUUAAUAAACAACCGAUGAUAUUGUGUACUUAUAUUUCAACCUUUAAUAGUAGUCUGCGUAUCUGAUGUGUAUGGAUCCAUAAUAUAUGAGAUUAUGUAAGGUUGGUUCUCUAUCA
Lolium rigidum is the source of this 581-nucleotide messenger RNA. Its product is annotated as transcription elongation factor 1 homolog. Gene Ontology annotation, cellular component: transcription elongation factor complex. Gene Ontology annotation, biological process: transcription elongation by RNA polymerase II. NCBI's taxonomy places the organism in Eukaryota, Viridiplantae, Streptophyta, Magnoliopsida, Poales, Poaceae. The record is from RefSeq and is a predicted model, not a curated record. The transcript is spliced from 4 exons. Gene Ontology annotation, molecular function: RNA polymerase II complex binding. The coding region runs from base 57 to 326 and encodes 89 amino acids.